This is a messenger RNA of Rhagoletis zephyria (snowberry fruit fly), 2903 nucleotides long. It is a transcript of the gene qua, whose product is annotated as villin like protein quail. Gene Ontology annotation, biological process: actin filament severing; actin polymerization or depolymerization; barbed-end actin filament capping. The record is from RefSeq and is a predicted model, not a curated record. Gene Ontology annotation, molecular function: phosphatidylinositol-4,5-bisphosphate binding; actin filament binding. NCBI's taxonomy places the organism in Eukaryota, Metazoa, Arthropoda, Insecta, Diptera, Tephritidae. Gene Ontology annotation, cellular component: cytoplasm; actin cytoskeleton.
AUGGAGCCAAUACUUUGCAAUCCAUAUUUUUGCCAACAAAAGGCUUCAAAACCGUCUACAGCGUGCUCGCAAGCCUAUCGCCCUUGUUGCCUUUGCACGAAUACCAUAUUCAAAAAUAUAGCUUCCUGCAAGUCUGCUAUGAAUGAAGUCUGCUCAAACUCCAUAUCUGAUAUAAAAGUGGACGCAUCUUUUCGAAAAAUUGCAAAAAACGCAAUUUGUUUUCAUAUUUGGAAAAUCGAAGAGGAUCGUUUGGAAGCUGAGCCUAAAACCCAAUAUGGCAAUUUCAUUGACGACUGUGCGUAUAUUAUCUACGCAGCUGGACCAAAGGGCACUUACGUCAAUCAGGAUACAAUUACACGUGAAACCAAGGCUGGCACGUAUCUAGAUCGUUUCAUACACUUCUGGCUGGGCGAGAAAGUAUCCGAACAGAAGCGUUCUAAUGUCGCGCAUAAAAUCCAAGAGCUGGACUCAUACUUUAACAAUGUAGCUACUGAAUAUCGCGAGGCGCAGGGUAACGAGAGUGCACGCUUUUUAUCCUAUUUCAAAAAGGGUUUCACUAUUCUUUCAAGCAAUUUGGUUGGUUCAAAACUUAUGAAUCGGCUCUAUCAACUUCAUGGUCGCAAAUGGCUGCGUUGCAUUGAAAUGGACAGUAUAUCGUGGGACUAUUUCGGCUCCGAUUAUAUCAUGCUGCUAAAAACAGAGUCAAAUGCUUUUGUUUGGAUUGGUCGCUCGAGCAGUUCAGCUGAACGACGCAGUGCUCUCGAUUGGGUAACAAAGUUGGGAGUAAAUGCCAACGAUGUAACAGUUGUAGACGAUGGGUAUGAGCAAUCAAUGCCGGAAAAGUUAAAGAAUCAAUGGAAUUCAUUUCUACCACUAAGUCAACGUGUAGUAAGUCAAAUAUCGGCAACACCCGACAAACACCACAACAACAAACUGAAGAUCUAUAAAUGUGGCUAUCGUGGUACCCGGCUGCAUUUGGAUCAGCUGGAUGUGGCUAUACCGACAAAAGAAGACCUAAGUGAUACGACUACAGCUUAUGUUUUGGACGAUUGCUUGGAAGGCGUUUGGCUAUGGGUGGGCAAUAUGGCGCCACACCAGGAUAAGAUUAGCGCUAUGGGUAAUGGACGGGCUUUUGUGAAAAAGAAAAAAUACCCCUACUCAACGACUGUUAUACGUGUGAUUCAAGGUCAUGAACCAGUAGAAUUCAUACGACUCUUUCCAAGUUGGCAGUCAGACGCUACAGAGUCUGCAACCCCAAUAAAACCAGUCUCGAAAAUAUUUAAACGUUUUGAUGCGCUCACACUCAGUCAACGUCCGAAAAUGGCCGCGGAUACGCAGCUUAUUGAUGACGGAACUGGCGAACGAAAGAUCUAUCAUGUAACCAAAGAUAGGGUGAUCGAAAAACCGCAAUCCAAGGCGGUUAUAUUUUUAACCAACCACUGUUAUGUGGUCGAAUACACAGUAAUGCUGCCAACUACAAGUCUUGCCGAUGCCCAAAAUGUGGGCGUCAGCACCAUCAUCUAUCAAUGGAGUGGGUCAGAAGCCAAUACGGAUGACAUAUCUCACUGUGAGCGUUUCGCUUUAAAUACCUUCGAGAAGCUCCAGCAAAAAGCUAUGUUUGUUCAGAUGACUGAAUAUGAUGAAACACCACAUUUUUUACAGAUCUUCGAUGGCAAGCUAAUUAUACUACAAAGUGAAAAGACCAUGUCGCAUCACAAUAACAACAUAAACUAUAUUAGCAGCGAGUUGGCACUAAUAAAUCGAGAUUACUUUGUUUUGCGUAUCUAUGGCGACACUAGCUACAAUUCCAAAGCUGUUGAAGUAUACCCUUUGACCUCGAUGAGCGCCAGAGAUUGCUAUGUAGUAAAAACGAGCCAUGUUUGGGUGUGGUGUGGCCAAAGCUCGACGGGUGAUGCACGUGAGAUUGCAAAAAAUGUUGGCAGUCUGCUUGGCGAAUGCUCGUUGGUGGUUGAGGGUAAGGAGCCUAAAGAAUUUUGGCGUUCGGUCACCUUAUACAUGUCGCAGCCUCUGAUCAAUGGUAGUAGUAUUAGUAACGGAUCACCGCAAAAUGGUUCUUAUGUAGGCAACAAUAACAAUAAUGCGACAAAGUCCCGUCUGCAGCCGCAGCUAUUUUUGACUUGGUUGCAGCGUGGCAAAUUCAAUGCCCAGGAAGUUAUUGGGUACGAGCAAAAAGAUCUCGCGCCGGAAUCUAUUUAUGUCCUAGACACUGGCUUACUUUCGUAUAUUUGGAUAGGCAAACAAGCCUCUACCUAUGAAAAGGAUAAAUAUAUGAAAAUGGUUCAACAAUAUCUGGAGUCCGUGCCUAUCGCUCGUCGACCCACCACCGCGGUAGCAGUAAUUCGACAGGACGAUGAGCCAAAUACAUUCAAAGGUUUAUUUGAGAACUGGGAUUAUAAUUUAUGGACUAAUUACGUAAGUUAUGAACUUAAGCGGCAGGCUUUUAUGAAACCAAUAAAUAUGUCAAACACAAAUGGCACAAUCACGAAUGGAAUUAACAGUAAUGGCAUAAUACCAUCAGUUAUGAAAAAUCACCAGAAAGACUUUGACCUCCAUCAUAAGUAUCCGAUUAUGAUAUUGCAGCAGGAACUCGAUUUAUUGCCACCAGAAGUCAACCCUUUGAAGCGAGAGGUGCACUUAACACAUGAUGACUUCGUCUCUCUCUUCAGUAUGUCUUUUUGGGAAUUUGAUGAGCUGCCUGUGUGGAAGAAACAAGAGUUGAAAAAGAAAUAUAAACUGUUUUAACUGUUUUUUUAUGAAAUUCUCUAUUUUAAUUGUAACUGCUUACAAACUGUAUUUUUGUAGUAUUGAACUAUUAUACUUAUAUAUACACAUAUGUACAACAGAAAUUGUACGUUUUAUGUGGCUUAAAAUAAAAAAUAAAA